Paramuricea clavata is the source of this 654-nucleotide messenger RNA. The record is from the annotation of a GenBank genome assembly. NCBI's taxonomy places the organism in Eukaryota, Metazoa, Cnidaria, Anthozoa, Malacalcyonacea, Plexauridae.
AGUUGAAGAAGAAAGUGAACAAUUUCAUCCCAUCAACAUAUCCAACAAAAUUCUUAUAGAUGAUGAGAAGAGCCUCUUGAGUAAAGGACCAUCAUUUUGCCCCACACCGAAGGACGUUAACAGACUUAAACUCGCCGAAGACUGGGAGAAUUUCGAAAACCGCCUACGAAGUGCUGUUCUUUUUAAACAAAUUAUACCAGAAAAAGGUACACCCAUCAAUGAGAGCACGCAACUACUACCGAAGUUUAAGAGUAAGUCCACAUGGAGAGCCCCAGUAUCUAAAUCACUGCCCUUGGAGAACUUUUUACAAUUGGUGAAAACAGACAUAUUUGAUCCGGCAAAUGCUAAAAAAGCAUUAGACAAUUUAAACAAAGGUGAGCGUCGCGCAUUAGGGGAUCUUCAGCAAUUGGACAGUCAAUCUAUUAAAAUCCAGGACAAGGGAUCAAAGUUCGUCAUCUUGGAAACGGAAGGAUAUGAUAGUAAAAUGGAUAAACAAUUGAAUAACCCUCUGCACUACCACAAGUUGGAUUCAGAUUCGAGCUCCAAUCACUUUGAUGUUGUAGCAAGUUGGUGUAAUAAAUGGCUUGCCAAAGGAGAAAUUACGCAAGAUUUAGCAGGCUCGAUCGCUAAUGAAAAAGUAAAACCUGGUAAAGC